Molecule: messenger RNA, 1572 nt
Organism: Zasmidium cellare ATCC 36951
Lineage: Eukaryota; Fungi; Ascomycota; Dothideomycetes; Mycosphaerellales; Mycosphaerellaceae
Exons: 1
Coding region: 1-1572 (523 amino acids)
Molecular function (GO): protein binding
Source: RefSeq, a predicted model, not a curated record
AUGCCUUCCAAGAGGUAUGCGGAUCUGGACGUGGUUGACCUCGCCGGUACAUCGACUAAACGCGCCCGCGUCUCAAGAAAUUCAGCAAGACCUCCAAAGAUUCACCAUCCGAGACAUAUUUACAAGAACCAUGCGAAAUCUGGAGUAGGAAAAGAGUUCCAUUCCGUGCCGUACCCGCUUUCGCUGCUACCGAAGAAGUCAUGGGCAGCACUCAAUAAUGGCGCAGCCGAGGGCGCAGUAUGUUCCAAAUGCGAAAAAGCACGAGCAUCCACCGCACAUCAGCGGAAGCUCUAUCUUGUGGCCGAACGACUUUCGUGGGAGAUAGGAGCCACCAGCUCUGCGGCGAGGAGUUCGAACGAGGUCGCCUUAUGGGCCGUCAAUGCUGAGCUUGAUAUCUUCGAGCCCGCGGUAGACGACGAUGAGGUCGUCAUCGGCGGUCGGAAUUCCCGCCACAACGAUUGGUUUCCUUUCAAAAGCCAAGUCGAAGCCGAGACCGCGAUGGGUGUCGUGGCGAGGGCAGACGUGCUUAGUGGGGAGAGCUGGAAAUUAUGGAAGGAGAACAUUGACAGAACACUGCAAUCUUCGCUCAAGGCAGAAAGUUCGUGGACGGAGGAGCACCCACUUGAUCUGAAUGCCGAUGAUACUAGGCCUCCUUAUUCUGGACGAUCAGCUCUGAAAGAUCUGAGUCCAAAUUCGAGGCAGAGACAAUCUCCUCGAAAGCAUGGCAAGGAGCCUCUUCGAUCAGCGUCAUCACUGCCAACGCCGCCAUCGUCUGGGAGUAUCGAACCUCCCGAAAGAGAUACAGAAGAGCCGCCUCCUUGCAGCUUCAAGACAUUAUCAGACUUCUACGGCCUCCUCGACAAGAUUGAGCGGACGAGCCCAAUGAGGGCGAAAUUUCUUGAAGCAUAUGCUGAAAGGUUGCACAAUGAGUUGUGUAAGGAUUGUUGGUUUGAGAGCAGUAUCUUGAACAGUGUCAUGGACGAUGACGAGGAGUCAGAGGCCGAAGAUCGACCAGAGCAGUCGAGCAGCAGAGCACCGACUCUCCAACAAACUCAUGGCCCGCCGCGAUAUCCCAUACCUCAUCGGCCAGCUCCGCCGAGCACUGCACCGACGCUCGCAGCCGGUCGUCGCAUUGCUCACGCCGCGCCAAAUAUCUCUCACGCCCAUCCGCCAAGCCAGCCUGGAAUUCUCAAUGAAGCCGAGUUACUCGGGAGAUAUCAGUGGGUGAAUCAGCAAGACCUCCGUCGGGCGCACCCCAUUUCACAAGCCAGAGCAAGAGAAGCCACCCAAGACCACAGAUCUCGACGGGGUCACGAGAGUAUCCUCAGCCCUGCACAACAAGCCGAACUAGCGCGUGCUCGCGGAGCUAUACAGCAACACCAAGGUCGUCGGAACGUCCCUACCGCCAUAGCACCCGCCCCUAGUCUGCACGCGCCUGCGCAUGAGAGGCCGCUUCCACCUGGCUGGGAGAUGCAGACCACUCCGGAUGGCCGCCCGUUCUUUCUCGACCACUCGAGGAAGAUCACAACAUUCAUAGAUCCACGCUCAGCUGGUAUCCCGUUGCGAAGAUGA